AUGGUACAGGAGUUUGAGUUGGAAUUGUUAAAACAAGAAUAUAUCGAUGCUUUAGAUUGUAUUUUGUCAAUUAAGAGUAAUGGUAAUGAUAUCAAACAGAAAACUAUUCAGCUAGAGUCAAUUGGAAGGUUAAUAUAUGAUAAUUGCAAUGUCGAAUCAAGUAGUAAUCAGUUACAAGGCUCACACUUAGAAUGGAUCAUUGAUCAGUUGAAGAUUAGAUACAAGAUAUAUUUGAAUAAUAUUAAUUAUGCUGACUCUAAUGAUACCGUUGGCUUAGUUGAAUUGUAUUAUACCUUCCAACUGUGCAAAAAGAUUAUAACUAUACUUAAUGGUCAUAUAAGUUGGAUUAAUUCAAAGUUAGAGAUAACUGAAUUUAAUUUAAGCCAUUUGGUUAAAGACUAUAUUGUUGGUAGGAUUCCAAACUAUAUUGAAAUAUUUCAAAAUUCAAUUAGACUAUUUAUAAAUGAUAAUUCUCAAGAUUUCAAUAAGAUUUUGAGUACUAUUAUUUAUUUAAAGAAGUUCAAAAUGAUCGAUAGUAAACUAUAUCAUUCAAUUCCUAAUUUUGCAAAUGAUCAUUUUAAAAGCAGUAUUAGUAAAAUAAAAGAGGGAAAGCUCGAAUUAUCAAGUUUUAUGCCAAUUUGGAAAAGAACUUUACAAAUUUCUCAAUAUUUUGGAGAGUAUAGAAUGGAAAAAAGUAGAAUUGAGUUAUUAGAAUCAUUGAAAUCAGAUAUUAAAUUAAUUAUAACAUCAUUAAUUCAUUACCGACUCUCUAGAGAUGAUAUAACAAAUAUCACAGACAUGAUAAUGAUGCAGAAUGAUUCUACAAAUCUAAUAAUGGAAUUUGUGAAAUCUAGAAAUAUCAUAUACAAAAACAGAUUGAUUGAUAACUUAUUUUCAAUUGACAAAGUCGAUGCGUACAUUGGAACUGAAAAUUCAAUUGGCUACAAUAAUAUUCUAUUAGCAAGUAUUAGAAACAAUUUUAAACAAUGCUAUGGAAAUGAGAAAACUUUAUAUCGUGGACUCCAAAAAUUUCUGGAUAAAUUAUUCAAGGAUAAUUACAAAGAGCUUAUAGAUCAAAGCCAGUUUAACGCAAUUGAAGAAGCCCAAGAACUGAGAUUACUUUCAGCGGCGAUAUCUUAUACAUUAUAUUAUUUGGUAGCACCAGAGAUAUUUUUUACUAAUUAUUACUAUUCUUCGUUGUUUAGAAGAAUGAUGACACUAAAUAAAGAUUUUAAUUCAGCUUAUUUCAAAGAGUCAUGUUUAGAGCAUCAGUUUCACGAGGUUAUUGGAAAAGAAAUACCCACUGUUGGAAAGGCUAUAGAUAAAAUCGUUAAACCUUUUAUUGAAGGGUUCAAAGCUCCAUUACAUCUAAAUAAUAAUGAGACAGAAGCAUUUCAUAUUUUAUUAAAAAAUGAUAAUAAUAUUAAUCUCCCUUCCUCAAUCAUAAAACCUUGUUGGCCUUCUGAAAUAUACAAGAAUGAGUGGGAAACUAUAAUUUUAGAAGAGGAACAAAAUUCUAAACGACUAAAUUCUUUUUAUGAGUAUCAUGUUUUAGAAACAGAAUCUCCAAUAAAAUUAAAAGACGGAUCAUACAUGACUAUAAUUUCAAAUUUAUUCACUGCAUCAAUUAUUUAUCAAUUCAAUGAAAUUGAUAAAUUAUCAUUUCGAGAAUUAAUAUCUAAGUUGGAGGUAAAUGAUAAUGUCCAAGAAAAUGAAAUUAAAAAAGACUUGAGUCUCUUAGUUAAUAAAAAGCUUUUAGUAAAAGACAAUAAUCUCUAUAGUUUCAACUAUUCAUUCAGCCCUGAUCAAAAGACUGAGGUAUCUGGGUUUUUGAAAUGUUACUGA
Molecule: messenger RNA, 1845 nt
Organism: Vanderwaltozyma polyspora DSM 70294
Lineage: Eukaryota; Fungi; Ascomycota; Saccharomycetes; Saccharomycetales; Saccharomycetaceae
Exons: 1
Coding region: 1-1845 (614 amino acids)
Source: RefSeq, a predicted model, not a curated record